Molecule: messenger RNA, 3136 nt
Organism: Planococcus citri (citrus mealybug)
Lineage: Eukaryota; Metazoa; Arthropoda; Insecta; Hemiptera; Pseudococcidae
Product: transient receptor potential cation channel protein painless-like
Exons: 1
Coding region: 174-3053 (959 amino acids)
Biological process (GO): monoatomic ion transport; transmembrane transport
Cellular component (GO): membrane
Molecular function (GO): protein binding; monoatomic ion channel activity
Source: RefSeq, a predicted model, not a curated record
UAGUACACACAUAAUACCCACUAAAAAAAAUGCUGCUAUUCGAAUUCUCAUUUAUUAUCACAACAUUUCGAUAAUGUUAGUGUUAAAAUUCUCGAGUGAUCGCGUAACGUUUAAUCCCGUCGUCUUUAUUCUUGAUUCGUAUAGUAUUCGUGUAUUGCAACUAUUUCACACCGAUGGCCGAUCUCAUCUGUGAUCCGUGUUUGUCAACAAACCAAGCCGAGAAUCAACAAGAACUUUUGUCUUCCUUCAAGGAACGAAAAUUCUACGAAUUCAACAACCUGAUAAAAUGUCGAGACAUAGACGUCGAUUACUUCUACGGCGACCCAGACAACGGUACGUUAUUAGACCUAGUCUGUCGAUCCAGCGGAAAUGGCAGGUACGCUUCCAUUCUCAUCUUAAACGGAGCCUCAAUCUGGCUCAAAAAUCACGUCACUGGGAAAUUCGCUCUAAACGAGGCGAUCGCCAAUUCAGAUCCGAAUACGAUACAGCAACUCAGCAUGGCUCUGAGACAACGAAUCACAACAGCUAGCGAUGAAUUCAGAAAUAACCUUAUGCACACUGCUAUCGAGAUCAACGACGUCGAUAUAAUGAGAUUCAUAGCUCGCUGCCUUCCUCAAAAACCCGAACAUAAUCCAAAAGCACCUCAUUUCGUGUUACUUCAAGGAAGCAUCGAAGCAGUCAGAGUAUUCAUCGAGUACUUCGACGUUGACAAAGAGUUCCAAAGGGAUCCUCAAUGUAGGGCUCAUACAUGUCGUGAAAUAAUCCUUCAGAAAUAUCCUCAACUGGAGCCAGAACUUCCGACUAGAUCGAUUAGCGAAAUACAAGAUAUUUUAUUCUUCUAUUUGCGAAAUGGUGCUCCCGAAUUAUUUCUCAGUCUAGCAGACCGAGUCAGUGAAGAAAUAUUAAGCAAUAGCAUUUCAGAUAACGACAAGACGUAUUUACACGUAGCCUGCGCAUUUAAUCAUAUCGAUGUAGUAGAUGCCCUGCUAGAGAGAAACAUUCGGGUGAAUAAAUUCGCUAAAAAUCCAGGCUACCCUUAUAACAAAACGAUGCCAAUAAUGGUGGCUGCUUACAAAGGUCAUUACGAGAUAGUCAACAAGUUACUGAGCUCUCGAGAAGUCGAACUUCAAUCCGAAGGAACCGGAUCAGUGUUGCAUUCUUUAAUACGUGGCAUGCGAGAAGAGAAAAAUGCUGCAGAAAAUCAUCGCCGAAUUCUGAAACUAUUCCUCGAACGAAAGUUUCCCUUUUCCGAGAGAUUAAAUAUAGAUCACAUAGAUGAGCUUGGAAUGACCGCUCUUCAACUAGCCAUAGGAGUCAAUCACGAGUUCGUCAUCGAGUCACUUCUCAAUGCUGGGGCUGAUCCGUACAUAAAAGAUCCCGAUGGCAAACCUACCCUAACUCUGAUACCAGAUUACGUCCUGGAAAGCUAUUUCGACAGCUGUAUUAGCUUGAAGAGAGAAUGGGUCUGCCCGACGAAAAUCGGCGAGAAGAUGUCAUUCAACUACAGUGUGUUCCGAAGACUAGACCAAAAUUCAACUCCAACCGGUUACGAGAUGGAAUCGUUCGAUUUAAUGGAACAAAUACCCGAACUGAGAGAACUAUUCAAGCACCCUCUCUCUAAAAGCUUCCUUUACUUGAAAUGGUGUCUGGUCAAGAAAUACUACUAUUUGAACUUGGCCUUCUAUUUGACCUUCUGCGUGGCCAUGAGCGUGCAUAUUUUUCAAAUUCAGGAUUGCCCUACUAUGCAACACGAUACCGAAACUUUAUCCCUUCUAUGCCACGUACCCUGCUUGCUGCCGAUAACUUUGGUAUUUUAUUCCAUAUUCAUUAUUCGAGAACUUUGCCAACUUUCUGUAUCAAUCCGAAAGUAUUUUGGUUCAUUGGAGAACUGGUUGGAAGUGGUGAUGAUCUCGGUGAUUGCAGCUCACGUUUGGUGCCAAGACGAUGCUCAUCUAGCAGCGACAGUCAUUCUCACGUCGUGGAUUGAGUUUGUACUGCUGCUGGGUAAAUAUCCAUCGUUUUCUAUCUACAUAGAGAUGUUCAAAACGGUGGCGUUGAAUUUCGCCAAAUUUCUCACCCUGUACUCGAUUCUGAUCGGAUCGUUCGCCUACAGCUUCUUCAUCUUGUUCAGAAGCGAAACGAGCAAGAAAAUUCCAUCGCCGCCAAAAAAUUGUACCAAAAUUGAAGGUCAGCAAGAUGACGAAGAUGGCGGUGAAAAUCUAAUCAAUACGUGGAAAGAUACCAAAAUAUCGCUUAUAAAAUCCAUAAUCAUGAUGACUGGUGAAUUCGACGCUUCUGAUUUACCCCUCGGGGCAACUUUCAGUUUCAGUUACGUAUUCUUCAUUCUGUUCGUCUUCCUCGUCGCCAUGGUUCUUUACAGUCUGCUGAAUGGGUUGGCAGUCAGCGAUACGAGAGAAAUCAUGGAAGAUGCCGAAGUGGUCGCUCUGAUAUCUCGAGUCAAACAGAUAUCUCAAUUGGAACAUCUAGCUAUAACCAAUCCAUUCGAAUAUUUUCGGUCUCUCGGAUCAAGGCUCUUCAGUUGCAAGGCAAUCAGGCGAUUCGAAAACGUAUGUUUGUCUUUUCGUAACAAACUGUACAGAGAUAAUGUCACACUGUCGAGCAUAAUUGGUAAAGAAAUGCUUAUAUCGGUACGAAGAAGCGAAAAUAAUAAAAUACAAACCAUUUCUAAGGUUAAAAAUUUUGGCAACAUGCCUUCGGAUAUUGUCCAACAAUCCGAACAGAUAUUGGAGAAACGAAACCAAUACGAUUUUGAUAAUUUCGAUCAGAAUUUGCCAGAAAAUGGAAUGAUGAAAGAUUCGUCUAAGAAGGAAUCAGUUGAUGAGAUAGUUCAUCGAUUUAGCGAUCAAAUACGCGAUUUGAACCUGGAAAUCAACCAGAAAAUUGCUGCAAUCGAAGUGAAAAUGGCCAAACGUGAGGAAAACCUGGUGCAAAGUGUUCAAGGAAUGAAGAAAAUGCUCGAAUCAGUGGUUCAGGCACUGCCUGCUGGUACAUCUCAAGCAGAGAGAGAAGUUCUUGAUGAGAUAAAUAAAUAAAAAAUGUAAAAUUUUAAUUUUUUUGUCAAAUAAGAUCUCAAUGUUUUCUAUGCUUCAUUAAAUUUCUUUGUAUAUUUUUUUAU